CGAGACAGUAUUGCACACAAGACAUCAUUCAUAUUCAUGCGAAGAAUGAGAUUUUGUUGCCCACAUUGAAUGCAUUCUAUGCGAGAAAGUUCCUUCCCCGUUGUACUUGAAAGAUCUGUAUCCUUGUGGCGACGACAUGACGAGACCAAUAGAUAGAGAAAACUAUGAAGCCAAGGAAUCAGAAAAUAAAUUCUUGCUUACUGAUAUUUGGCAUAAUCAUAUGAUGACAUUGGGCGACGUUAAGGACAUUCUUCGUGUGGUCUGCAACAUAUGUGAUGGGGACAUACUUGGUAGACCAUGGGAAUGCAAGACCUGUAUCUUUAUGGCACAUGAUUACUGCAUAGAGCUGAGGAAACCAUCACGGCAUAGAUUUCAUGUGAACCAUCUUUUGACACUCUUGCCAAGUUACCCUGCAGGUUUUAUAAUGAAUUGCUACACCUGCAAAACAAAAAUAGAAAACUUCAACCUCUUCUGUCGGGUAUGCAAUUUUAUCAUCUGUACCAAAUGUAUGGUAAGAGCUAAACAAGUUCUUGGAGAACUACAUAGGGGGCAGAAAUUCAUUGGAUUAACCACUGAAGGAACAUGCUUCAGAAGGAUGCAUGACUUGGUUGAAGUUAUGGUAUCGAGGUCAUAUGCUACGGCUUGCACUAUAUGUGUUGAGAGGUUGUGUGGAAAAGUUUUGACAUGUGUGACAUGUAAAGAUAUAUAUCAUCCCCGGUGUAUUCAACUUCGGAGACAAGAGCGGCGCGGUCAUCCCCUUCAUUCUGAUCACAGUCUAGAAAUAAAACUGACAAGUGGAUCCAAGUGCAUUGCCUGUAAACUGAGUAUUAAACGGUAUGGUUAUAAUUGUUCCACUUGCAAAGUCAGUUUCCAUAUUGAAUGCAUCGAAGCGGUGAGUAUAUCAGGAAAGAUCAAGUCUCACAAGCACUAUCUCUACAACUUUUGGAUGGAUGAUUCGCGGUUGAAUAGAGCAUGCAGUAUUUGUGGUAAACCAUGUGGUGCAUCCUUCUACGGCUGCAUUGGUUGUAAUGACUUCAGUGCCCAUGUAGGGUGUAUUGGGUUUCCGGCUAAUGUGAAGAAUCAACAACAUCAACACAUUGUUGUGCAAAGUUAUUCUUGGUGCAGGAUGAGUUGUUCUCUAUGUGGAUUAGACAUAGAAACAUCUGAAAAAUUUCGCUAUUCAUGCAAUCACUGCGAGGAUGUGUUUCAUAUGGAAUGCAUAAUGUCCAUGGAUGAGCGUGAGGCAGCAACAGAAGAGGAGCAGAUUAAGGACAUCUAUCUUAUGUACAUAGAGCGGGAUCUCUUUAGCCUGCUCAAAGACGCCUUGUAUCAACACACGAACAGUGAUGACGAAGGCAGUGCUUUUUAGUUUACUAUCCACUUGGUGAAUCAAAUUUACUCAUGCGCUCAAACUUCUGCACGGAUGUGUUGUAAAACCAAACACAACGCCCGUGGUAAAGAUUUAAUUGAUCAUCAUGUAGAACUAAAACCAUGUCUUCGUUUGUAACCGUAUCAUACAGAAAAUUUCAACAGAAGAGGAACAACUUAAAGACAUCAGUGAUCUCUUUGACCUUCUCAAAAACUGUAUCAUACAGAAAGUUCAAAAUAAGUUUCUGCCUCCUCUGAAACUUAAUCCUACUGUAACCUCAAGACUCAAGUCCUCUAAUUUUCUCUUGUUGUGGUUUUUGACAAUGCAUUUGUUAAACCGCUUAGUAAUAUGUUUCUUUGAUC
Messenger RNA from Arabidopsis lyrata subsp. lyrata, 1731 nucleotides. RefSeq lists its product as uncharacterized. Bases 137 to 1369 code for a protein of 410 amino acids. NCBI's taxonomy places the organism in Eukaryota, Viridiplantae, Streptophyta, Magnoliopsida, Brassicales, Brassicaceae. The record is from RefSeq and is a predicted model, not a curated record. The transcript has 6 exons.